AAAAGUUGGCCACACUGGCCACCGCGCACCGUAAACAUCGCCAGAACCGAACACGUCAGCUACGCGGAUUUGAUUAACAAAAAAAACGGUUUGUUUGUGGAUAGCGCAACCCGGAAAACCGAUUGAUCUGUUGCAGCCUCCGUCCACGUUAGCAUCCUUAUCCGCCAAGUAUUUCUGUGGACCCAAAGCUGCUUCAAAAUGGUACUCAUCGCUGCGGCAGUCUGCACCAAGAAUGGCAAAGUGAUUCUGUCACGUCAGUUUGUGGAGAUGACGAAGGCACGCAUCGAGGGUCUGCUGGCCGCCUUUCCCAAGCUAAUGACCGCCGGCAAGCAACACACCUACGUGGAAACGGACUCGGUGCGCUAUGUCUACCAGCCAAUGGAGAAGCUUUACAUGCUGCUCAUUACCACAAAGGCCAGUAAUAUACUGGAGGAUCUGGAGACGCUGCGUUUGUUCUCCAAAGUGAUUCCCGAGUAUAGUCACUCUUUGGAUGAAAAAGAGAUUGUGGAGAAUGCCUUUAAUUUGAUCUUUGCCUUCGAUGAAAUCGUGGCCUUGGGCUACCGGGAGAGCGUCAAUCUGGCCCAGAUCAAGACCUUUGUGGAGAUGGACUCGCAUGAGGAGAAGGUCUAUCAGGCGGUAAGGCAGACCCAAGAGCGUGAGGCACGCCAAAAGAUGCGCGAAAAGGCCAAGGAGCUGCAGCGUCAACGCAUGGAGGCCAGCAAACGUGGCGGUCCCUCAAUGGGCGGUCGCAGUGGUGGCUUUAGUGCCGAUAGCUUUGGCAGCAGCAGCGGCGGCGGGAUGGGCAGCAGCUCUGGUGGCAUUAGUGGGGUAUCCUCCUCCUCAAGUGGCGGUGGCGGCAUUACCUCCAUUGAUUUGGACAGUUCCAAGUCCAAGGUGGCAGCAAAACCCACUUCACGCAAUGCCCUUAAGUUGGGUGGCAAAUCCAAGGAUGUGGACAGCUUUGUGGAUCAGCUAAAGAGCGAGGGCGAAAAGAUAGCCAAUCUGGCUCCAGUGGCUCCGGCUGCGGCCAGUGCCAGUGCAGCAGCAGCAGCAGCCAAGGCCAUCUCGGCGGAUAUACAUAGAGAGAGUGUGCAUCUAAAGAUUGAGGACAAGCUGGUGGUACGCCUGGGACGCGAUGGUGGGGUCCAGCAGUUUGAAAACUCUGGCCUGCUAACUCUACGUAUUACGGACGAGGCCUAUGGCCGUAUCCUAAUGAAGCUAUCGCCGAAUCACACACAGGGCCUGCAGCUGCAGACGCAUCCCAAUGUGGACAAGGAGCUGUUCAAGUCAAGGAACACCAUUGGUUUAAAGAAUCUGGGCAAACCGUUUCCCCUUAACACCGAUGUGGGUGUGCUCAAGUGGCGUUUUGUCUCGCAGGAUGAGUCGGCCAUUCCAUUGACCAUCAACUGCUGGCCAUCGGACAAUGGAGAAGGUGGCUGCGAUGUAAAUAUUGAAUAUGAACUGGAGGCCCAACAGCUGGAGCUGCAGGAUGUGGCCAUUGUUAUACCCUUGCCAAUGAAUGUCCAACCAUCGGUGGCCGAAUAUGAUGGCACCUAUAACUAUGAUUCACGCAAGCAUGUCUUACAAUGGCACAUUCCCAUCAUUGAUGCCGCCAACAAGUCUGGUUCCAUGGAGUUUAGCUGCAGUGCCUCCAUACCAGGCGAUUUCUUUCCCUUGCAGGUCUCGUUUGUCUCAAAGACACCAUAUGCUGGUAUUGCUGCCGAGGAUGUUGUCCAGGUGGACAAUGAGACGGCGGCUGUGAAGUAUUCAUGCGAAUCGAUAUUGUUUGUGGAGAAGUACGAGAUCGUGUAGAAAGGGGCCAUGGCCAUCUCUCCCCCCUAAAAGUAGUACAUAAAUAAUACAUAUAAAAAAACACUAGAAAUCCAUAUGUUCUUUUUCUGUUAAAGAUUAUUUUUACACGAGGCAAAAAAAAAAACAAACAAAAAUUAUUCCAAAUGAGAGGUUCAUCAUCGAAGGAAAAGCUAUUAAAUAAAACUUAUUUUGUGCACUCCCAGGCGCUGCGUCUAACGGUAUACAUAUAUAUAUAUAUAUUAAAAUAAAUGAAUUGAAAGGCAAAACAA
Molecule: messenger RNA, 2081 nt
Organism: Drosophila kikkawai
Lineage: Eukaryota; Metazoa; Arthropoda; Insecta; Diptera; Drosophilidae
Gene: deltaCOP
Product: coatomer subunit delta
Biological process (GO): retrograde vesicle-mediated transport, Golgi to endoplasmic reticulum; Golgi localization; endoplasmic reticulum to Golgi vesicle-mediated transport
Cellular component (GO): COPI vesicle coat
Source: RefSeq, a predicted model, not a curated record